Onychomys torridus (southern grasshopper mouse) is the source of this 1677-nucleotide messenger RNA. RefSeq names its product fibrinogen alpha chain (gene Fga). Bases 1 to 1677 code for a protein of 558 amino acids. Gene Ontology annotation, biological process: platelet activation; blood coagulation, common pathway; positive regulation of ERK1 and ERK2 cascade. The record is from RefSeq and is a predicted model, not a curated record. Gene Ontology annotation, molecular function: signaling receptor binding; extracellular matrix structural constituent. The transcript has 5 exons. Gene Ontology annotation, cellular component: fibrinogen complex. Lineage: Eukaryota; Metazoa; Chordata; Mammalia; Rodentia; Cricetidae.
AUGCUUUCCCUGAAGGUUGCUUGCCUCAUCCUGAGUGUGGCCAGCACAGUCUGGACCUCAGACACCGACACCGAAGGCGAAUUCUUAGCAGGAGGAGGAAAAGGGCGGGGCCCAAGAGUUAUGGAGAAGCAGCCGAGUCACUGCAAAGAGGCAGACUGGCCCGCAUGCUCUGAUGAUGACUGGAACCACAAGUGCCCUUCCGGCUGCAGGAUGAAAGGGCUGAUUGACGAGGUCAAUCAAGAUUUUACCAGCAGAAUAAACAAGCUCAAAAACUCACUGUUUGAUUUUCAAAAGAACAACAAGGAUUCUAAUUCGCUGACCAGGAAUAUCAUGGAGUAUUUGAGAGGGGACUUCGCCAAUACCAACAACUUUGAUAACACAUAUGGCCAAGUGUCAGAAGAUCUGAGACGCAGAAUCGAGAUCCUGAAGCGUAAAGUCAUAGAAAAAGCGCAACAAAUUCAGGUUCUGCAGAACAAUGUCAGGGCUCAGCUGAUAGACAUGAAACGCCUGGAGGUGGACAUUGAUAUCAAGAUCCGCUCUUGCAAAGGGUCCUGCAGCAGGGGUGUGGCCCGUGAGAUAGAUCUACAGGACUAUGAAGGUCAGCAGAAGCAGCUUGAACAGGUCAUUACUAAAGAAUUGCUUCCUGCAAAAGACAGGCAGUACCUGCCAACAAUAAAAAUGGUUCCAGUUCCUGACUUGGUUCCUGGAAAUUACAAGAGCCAGCUGCAGGAGGCCCCUCCAGAGUGGAAAGCAUUAACAGAAAUGCGGCAGAUGAGAAUGGAGCUGGAGGGGGCCCGGAAGGGUGGGAAUUCACGAGGAGAUGCGCGCGGGGAUUCUCCGGGAGACUCUGCAACUUACGGAACAGGGACAGAGGCAGAAAACCCCAGGAACCCUGGAUCUGGUGGAUCUGGGUAUUGGGGUCCUGGGAGCUCCGGGCCUGGAAGUGAUGGGAAUAGGAACCCCGGGACCAUGGGGUCUGAAGGACAUGGGGGUCCUGGAAGCUCUCGACCUGGAAGUUAUAGGCCAACUACCUCAGGCUCUGGGAACCCCAGGCCUAGCGACCCUGACUGGGGUGAGUUUUCGGAGUUCACAGGAAGUAGCAGCCCAGCAAUAAAGAAAGAAUAUCACACAGGUAAAGUGACCACCUCUAAAGGAGAUAAAGAGCUCCUGAUAGGAAAUGAGAAAGUCACCUCUACUGGUACAAGCACCGUACAUCGUUCCUGCUCUAAAACCAUUACCAAGACUGUUGUGGGUGCUGAUGGUCGCAGAGAAGUGGUCAAGGAAGUGGUCACCUCGGAUGAUGGCUCUGACUGUGGUGAUGCUGUUGAUUUAGGCUUAACCCAGAGUUUUGGGGGCAGGUUUGACAGAUUUGCCCAAAGGUUCCCAGACCAAGCUGCUUUUUUUGACCGCCACUUAGAUUCAUUCUCAUCUGACUUCAAAGAAUAUGUCAGUAAGACCCACGCUACAGGCCCUGAUUCUUCAGACAUAGAAGACUCACGCUUCCAUGUACCUGACCUUUCUUCCAGUAGUAAAACCUCAACUGUCACAAAACAAGUCACCUCUAAGACCUUCAAAAUGGCAGAUGAGGCAGGAAGUGAAACCCACCAUGAAGGAGAAACUUGGACCACCAAGAGGGGCCGUGCCAAAUCGCGUGCAUCCAGAGGUAUCCACACUUAA